AUGAAACGCGGCCUUAUAUUUCCACCAACGAGUUUAUACGGGACAUUCAUUGCAAUAGCUGUACCUCUCGACAUUCCAGACAAGAACGUGUUCGUGUCUUACAACUUCGAGUCUAAUUAUGCUGUCGUCACAAACAUUACGGAGCUGGAUGAAGUAAUAUUUCCGAACUUACCGGUAGUGACAGCGCGUCACACUCGCAGUGUCACGAGAGAGUUGGCUUACACGGUCCUCGAAACGAAGUUCAAAGAGCAUGGUAUGAAAGGCAAAGAAUGUAUGCUUCGCAACAUCUGUGAGGCCGCCGAGACGCCGCUGUAUCACAAUGGAUUUCUGGGACAUAUAAUGCAUAUUAUAUUUACGCCAUCAACAUCUAAAGAGGAAGGCUUAAAUGAGGAAUAUUACAAAGCAGAGGUGGAUGGACUAAGAGGCGACUGCGAUAAAUACCUUGACCUCUGUCCUUUUAGCCUCUUCGAUGCUAUCACGAGAUUGGUUGAAACGAAUCACAAGCAAGUAAUUACGUAA
Vanessa tameamea is the source of this 519-nucleotide messenger RNA. RefSeq lists its product as uncharacterized. The record is from RefSeq and is a predicted model, not a curated record. NCBI's taxonomy places the organism in Eukaryota, Metazoa, Arthropoda, Insecta, Lepidoptera, Nymphalidae. The transcript has 5 exons. The coding region runs from base 1 to 519 and encodes 172 amino acids.